Lolium perenne is the source of this 4195-nucleotide messenger RNA. The record is from RefSeq and is a predicted model, not a curated record. NCBI's taxonomy places the organism in Eukaryota, Viridiplantae, Streptophyta, Magnoliopsida, Poales, Poaceae.
UUAUUCUUAACAAUAGACACGAGCAGAGUAGGAUCUCGUCUCUUCCAAGUCAAACUGUUCGUCUCCUCUCUCCUAAUCAUCAAUCCCCAUCUCGUCCGAGCAGUAGCACCGCGGGGUAGCCGGUAGGACUCAUCUCGUCCGUGCUCGGAGCUCAGGUUGGUCGCCGGCGCCGUCCGCGGUGAGCAGCAGCCAGCAGCCGAAGUCGAGGCUCCUGGCAGUGGCGCGGUCGGCCUAGCUGCUAGCUCUUUUGCUCCUGCUCUACUUCUAGAUCCACCACUGAUGGAGGUUGUGCAAGCUCCUAUUCCUCUCCCUAAGAUUAUUUUUGAAUAUGCAGCGAGGAGGUGAUGAUUAAGGACAAAAAAAACCUAUUCCUUCUUGAAAAUAAAGAAGGUGAAUGUGAAGGCCAUGAAACAGAAGCAGUACAUGAAAAAGUACACAUACAAGGUACAGUAUCCCAGGCACUGCCAGUAAGAGAGAGCUUCUGAAAAGAGAUAGACAACAAGAGAGAAAAUAGAAGAAGAAAAAAAGGCACCAAGCUAGCAAGCGAGAGAGAGGGUGAGAGUCGAGAAUGGAGUUCGCCACGGGGGCGAUGAGCUCUCUCAUCCCCAAGCUUGGUGAGCUGCUCAUACAAGAGUACAACCUGAAGGAGAGCGUGAAGAAGGGGAUUGGAGACCUCAGGGACGAGCUCCUGAGCAUGCAAGGGGCCCUUGUGAAGGUAUCCAGCGUGCCGCUGGAUCAACUUGACCCGCAGGUCAAGAUUUGGGCUAAUGAGGUCAGGGAGUUGUCAUAUGCCAUCGAGGAUAGCCUCGACUCCUUCUUGAUGCGCGUUGAGGGUGUUGACCAGCAAACCAAGCCCAAAUUCAAGCACUUGUUGAAGAAGGCCCGCAAUAAAUUCACCAAGUUCAACGCGCGCCACGAAAUUGCUGGUGACAUCAAAGACAUUGAGAGCCAAGUUAUGAAGAUCAAAGAAAGGUACGAGAGGUACAAGAUCAAUGAUAUUAUUCCUAAUCUUGCAUCAACUACAGUUGACCCUCGUCUCUCGGCUCUAUACAACAAGGUCUCUGACCUUGUUGGUAUUGGUGAGCCAAUUGACGAGCUAAUGAAGGUCUUGCUUGAGGGUGCUGACACGUCCCAAAAAGAUCUCAAGAUAGUCUCUGUUGUUGGAUUUGGAGGUUUGGGCAAGACCACCCUUGCAAAAGCAUUGUAUGACAAGCUUAGCAAAACAUACGAGUGUCAAGGUUUUGUUCCAGUUGGUCAGAACCAAAGCGUGAAGAAAGUUCUCAGCGACAUCCUCUUUGAACUUGACAUAGAUCUCUACAGAGCUGCAGAAAGAAUGGAUGAAAGGCAGCUGAUCAACCAGCUGCAAAAAGUCCUUGCAGGCAAGAGGUACUUUAUUGUUAUUGAUGACUUAUGGGACAUACAAACAUGGGAAAUAAUUAAGUGUGCUUUCGUGGAUAGUCACCCAGAAAGUAAAAUUAUCAUAACUACUCGUAUUGUUGAUGUUGCCACAAGAGCCAGUGGGAUCUACCGCAUGAAACCGCUUUCCAAUGAUAACUCCAAAUUGCUAUUCUAUACAAGAACAUGUGGUGGUGAAGAAGUCAGUCGGGAUAACCAAUCCGAUGAAGUGACCAACAAAAUCUUAAAGAAAUGUGGUGGUGUGCCAUUAGCUAUCAUUACAAUAGCUAGUUUGCUUGUUGGUAAAGCAAGGGCGGAUUGGUCUAAGGUGUAUGAUGCAAUUGGUUUUGGGCAUGAAGACAGUGAAGUCGUUCAGAACACAAGAAAGAUAUUAUCUUUUAGCUAUUAUGAUCUACCUUCCAAUCUAAAGGCAUGUUUAUUGUAUCUCAGUAUGUUUCCUGAGGAUUACUUUAUUGAGAAAAAAACACUAAUAUGGAGGUGGGUCAUUGAAGGAUUUGUCCCUGAUAAUGAAGGGGUGGGAUCAUAUGAGCUAGGGGAGAUCUAUUUCAACAAGCUUGUUAAUAAAAGCAUGAUCCGGUGGAUAGAGGCUGAUGAUCUAGGUUUCACUAACAAACAAGGUGGUUGUCGUGUCCAUGACAUGGUGCUCGAUCUCAUCCGCACCAUGUCAAGCAACAUAAACUUUGUUACUGUAUAUGAUAUGGAACAACACUACACCCAUUUGCUAGGCAAACGAACCAAUAGGGUUCGCAGAUUAGCACUUCAUGGAAGAAGUGUGGAACACAGCUCUAGCAUUGAAAUGAAACAAGUGAGGUCAUUUAAUGCUAUCACAUGUGGUGAUAGUAAGUUGCCCCUCCUUUUGAGCUUUAAUGUGUUACGUGUGUUAGUUAUUGAGGAUUGUGGUUUUUUGGAAGGUCACAGUCUCGAGCAUCUUGGGAAGUUGGUUCAUCUGAGGUAUCUAGGGCUGGUGAAGAGUAAAGUUAACAAGCUCCCGGAAGGAAUAGGUCAUGAUUUGAAGUUUCUUCAGAUUUUGGAUGUAAGGGGAUGUUCCAUAAGUGAGUUACCGCCGUCUGUUGGUGAGCUACAGAAUUUGAGGUGCUUGUGGGCUGAUGAAGGUACAGGUAUGAAGGGACAGAUAGGGAAGCUAACAUGCCUUGAAGAGCUGCAUCUAUAUUUGGUGGACAAGUGCCCAAACUUCUUCACGGAUUUGGGUAAGCUGACUAACUUGAGGGCGCUCCAAAUUCAGUUCAACGAAUGUGAAGAGACCGCAUGCAAGGCUCUGGCAGAGUCUCUGUGCAAACUGCACAAGAUCCAAAGUCUUAUUAUCUGGAGGACCAUCUUCGAGGAUGAUAUGGAUUACUUCAAUAAGGAAUUUUGUGUCCGUUUCGGCAGCCUGGAAGACUUGGCACCCAGUUCAAAGCUUCGUUUCUUUUGUCUACAGAGCAUAAUUAUACCCAAGAUGCCAUCAUGGAUCAAUUCUUUGUGUGUUCCUCUUCUCUCUAACUUGUGGUUGUAUGUGGAGGUGGUAGAAACUCGGGGUCUGCAAGCCCUCGGAAGGUUGUCGUCACUCCUCUUCCUCUUUCUCGAGAGUGAGGAGGAAAAGCGCAUAUCAUAUACCUUUGGCAGUUAUGAGUUUCACAAGCUGAGAAGUCUAGUAACGAAUAUAAAUAUCGCUACUGGAGCAGGAGCAUUGCCGAUGCUGCGCACACUGGUAUACAGUGCCAGCGCUGUAAGAAAAGACAACUUGGUACCGUGGAAUAAUGACAGUCGUUUACUUGAGAAUGUUUGCUGUCGGCUUGACUGCGCUAACAGCGGCCGCAGGGAAGUGAAGGCAGCGAAGGCAGUCCUGAGGAAAGCGGAGAGAGCCCAUCCCAACGCUGAGGAAUUCUACUUCCAGACAACCGUACGGAACUACACGCGGAAGGCAGCUCGACUCAUUGACGCACUCGGGUCAAUCCUACAUGGUUUGGACAGGCCUGAUGGGGAGGAAAUAACUGCAGAUCAACGAGAGCUACGUUGCAUGAUUAAAUCACUGGAGACUUUGUUACGUGAUGAUGGCGAGCCUCGAGUUGGGAGGUAUGGCGAACAAGAGCUGCGUGGUUUUGUCACCAAAUUCAAGAGUCUGUUACAUGAUGAAGCAGCUACGGACCAAGAAGAAGAGCCGGACAACAGCGGUUCCACGGACGGCAAUGACGACGACAAGGACGCGGACACCGACACUGAGGACGAUACAGAUGAUGACAAUGGUGAUAAUGAUGAUGAUAACGGCGCCGAUGAUGAUUCCGAGCAAAAGGAGGAAGACGAUGAUGUUGCCACAAGCAGUGGGGGUCACAUGGUGCUGCCCUGAUGGCGUUCCGUUCCCGGAACCAAAGGCGUUGGCGGGUGGCUUCUUGGUUGCUGGGGCUAUGCCCAGUCAAAGUGGGAGCUGCGGCAUCUGCCAGGUUACACUUGUUAAGCCUGUCGCCACUGCUCAAGUGUUAGUUUAACUCUUCAGUUACAAUAAAUUGCAGUGUGCUAUGUGUGUUUGUACACAACAACACGUCUGUGGGUAGCUAGGCUUAAGUUUACGUGUGUCUAGAUCACCACGUCUGAUCCUCGUGGGAUGGCACGAGUUGUGGAUGGCGUGGCGAGUUUGUAGGAGAGAUGGACAUGGCGAUGGUGGGAUGGCACCGUCAGUAAGCCCAGUCGUUGAUCCCGAUUUGUAGCGGUUUCAGUUGCAACCGAGUAUAUUGAAUAAAAGGAGCGAAAAUAGAAAAGUGGUUAGUUGAACACCAUGCAAGAA